CACGGUCAGGAUUGAGGUUAAUCAAUUAUAGCAGAGGAGGCGGGAUUAAGCACCUGAGAAGCAAAACGCAGGGCAGCAAUUUCCCAACAAACAGCACGAAUGAAUGUAGUUAGCAUGCGUUGAGUAAGCUAUCGAGGUUCACCUCUUCUCUAGUCUACUGUACUGACUGACCCGCAUGCUGUGACUGGUCGCUGUCGUCGAGCUGCAGCUACAAUGUUGCCCUCAGCCUGCACCCUGGUCAGGUCUGCUGUCAGGCUGCUGCCACGGACGAGCUGGAGUCGAGGAUGUGUGUGGUGCCCGUGCAGAAACAUUUCUGUGAAACCAGGAGGUUUGAAACCAAAGACCGUUCCUCCUCGGUACCUGGGCCAGCCCAGCCCUUUCACUCACCCACACAUCGUCAAACAUGGUGAGGUGACCCCAGGCUUGAGCCAGACAGAAUAUGAGCUCCGCAGACACAGACUGGCCUCACUUAUCGAGGCCCAGGCGGACAGGCUGGGACCCUCUACCUCCUCUGGCAACCAUGUGGUCAUUGUUUUGUCCCAUCCAACCCGCUACAUGACCAAUGACAUCCCUUAUCCCUUCCACCAGAACCAGGAUUUCCUCUACCUCAGUGGCAUCUUAGAGCCUGACAGUGCCUUGGUUCUUUAUGGGAAAGGGCGACCAGACCAGGCGAUCUUGUUCGUCCCCCGCAGAGACCCAGGGAGAGAGCUGUGGGACGGACCCCGGUCAGGGAAGGACGGGGCGGCUGCUUUGACCGGCAUAGAGAGAGUUCAUAGCACAGAAGAACUGGGUGUUGUGCUCAAGAGCCUUAAAGGCACUCUGCUGUGGUACGACAGUUCUCAGCCGUCCCAUCCUCGGCUCCACCAGGUGCACGUGGGUCCCAUGCUGGAAGCGGGGCCGGUGCCGCGCUCUCUCAGAUCCCUCAUACACUCUCUCAGGGCCAUCAAGAGCUCAGCAGAGGUGGCACUCAUGCAAGAAGCAGGUCGCAUCACAGCACAGGCUUUUAGGAGGACGAUGGCUCUGUCUCAUGGAGAUGUGGAUGAAGCUGUGCUCUUUGCUAAGUUUGAUUUUGAGAAUCGACUCCAUGGUGCCAACUUCCUAGCCUAUCCACCUGUGGUUGCUGGAGGGAAUCGAGCCAAUACUCUGCACUACAUAAACAACAACCAGAUUAUCAAGGAUGGUGAAAUGGUGCUGCUUGAUGGCGGUUGUGAAUACUUUGGUUAUGUCAGUGAUGUCACUCGAACAUGGCCAGUGAAUGGGAAGUUCAGCCCUGCCCAGGUUGAGCUGUACGAGGCCGUCCUGGAGGUCCAGCGCUCCUGUUUGUCUCUGUGUUCCCCGGGCGUCAGUCUGGAUCACAUCUACAGCACAAUGCUGGCUCUACUGGGACGACAGCUCAGGCAGCUAGGUAUCAUCAAGGCCAGUACCAGUGAUGCUGAUGCUUUAAAGGCUGCGCGGCGGUACUGUCCACAUCAUGUUGGUCAUUACCUGGGCAUGGACGUCCACGACACACCUGAGCUGUCCCGCUCACAGCCUCUACAGCCAGGAAUGGCCAUCACCAUAGAACCAGGGUUGUACAUCGGCGAGGACAAUGACCAGGCCCCAGAGCGUUUCCGUGGCCUGGGUGUGAGGAUCGAGGAUGACGUGGUGAUCCAAGACAAGGGAGGCCCUCUGAUUCUGUCGUCUGACGCACCGAAGACCAUCGCUGAUGUAGAGCAGGCCUGUGCCCAGAGAUAGGGCAGGACGAGACAGACAAGUGACCAAAUGAGCCACAGGAUCGAUGGCAAGCAGUGUACUGUGAUUUUUCAACCGUCUCCACGGUGAUCACGUCAUCAGGCUCAGGGCCCAGGUACAUGAAAGGUGGGAGCACACUGCAAGACUGUGGUUUUAGUCUCAACAAAGCCUCAAAAAUUUAGAAAUGUGGUAAUGUGGAAGAUCAUAGAUUUUGCAGACGCUUUUCUGCCUAAAUGUUCAAAGAAACACAGUGGUUUCAUGUUUUGUUGGCAAGUGUUCUCCCACACUGCUGUCUUCAACACUAAAGUUAGCCGUUGUCACGAAACAGGAGCGCACAAAGUCUUGUCAAUACGUAACUGAACAAGACGCUGCACUCAUUACACUGAUCAAUCUUUCAAUCUGCAUAAGACCAUAAGUUCCAAAACAGAAAACCAAAUAAGUAAACAUGGUGUUGUUGUCACUCUAAGAAUGAUGAAGAGCUCAUCUACAGUAAAGGUGGAUAUAGUUGUGUUAAGGUCUACGUAGUGGUGUACUACACUGUUCAGCAGCAAUGCCACAUGGAGACUGGUCCUCAUCACACGCAAUCCACUUAUCAUUGUGAUGGUGCUAUCAACAGGUAAAAUAUGACGUUGAACCAUAAACCAAAACCUAGAAACAUCUGUUAACCCUUUUCAUUAAGAAUAUAUCCAACUAAAGACCCAGUAUUAAGAUCUAACAACCAUGUCAGCAUUUUUCGUGACAGACUGAUGAACCAAAUGCAUAAAAAUAUCAGCUUAUAUAAAUCAGUUUGCUCCACACCAUGUUCUUCAGUAUUAACACCAUCAUUGCACACCAGGAUAUAACUAUGUUUAUUGUCUCACUCAUAUAACUUCUAAAGCCUACAUACACACGCUUCAUUUGUCUCUUACACACAAAAAUACACAGUUGCCAUCAUUCAACUCAUGCUACAGUACACAGGCUCUAAACAUCACUCACUAUACUGUAUGAAUGAUCAGGAAGGACCAGGGCAUGUCAAAUCAGCAGACCACCAUGUUUAUGCACACAAGUAAUGAAUAAAGAGGACUCUGUCCAAAAGAGAUGCUCCUGAUAAAUCUGGAAUGAUAACGAUUACACCAAUGCACUGAAAUCGUUUCAAAAGUAUACAUUGAUAAGAGAUUAUGUGUGUGUUUUGUUUUUUGUGUGUGUGUGUGAUUGUGUGUGUUCUCUUUUAAAGAAAAUUGUGUAUAUGUAUUAAAAAGAUCUCUAUU
This is a messenger RNA of Thunnus maccoyii (southern bluefin tuna), 2978 nucleotides long. It is a transcript of the gene xpnpep3, whose product is annotated as X-prolyl aminopeptidase 3, mitochondrial. Gene Ontology annotation, cellular component: mitochondrion. The coding region runs from base 214 to 1734 and encodes 506 amino acids. Gene Ontology annotation, molecular function: metalloaminopeptidase activity; manganese ion binding. The transcript has 12 exons. The record is from RefSeq and is a predicted model, not a curated record. NCBI's taxonomy places the organism in Eukaryota, Metazoa, Chordata, Actinopteri, Scombriformes, Scombridae.